This is a messenger RNA of Cyprinodon tularosa, 509 nucleotides long. RefSeq names its product protein ALP1-like. The transcript has 2 exons. NCBI's taxonomy places the organism in Eukaryota, Metazoa, Chordata, Actinopteri, Cyprinodontiformes, Cyprinodontidae. Bases 1 to 489 code for a protein of 162 amino acids. The record is from RefSeq and is a predicted model, not a curated record.
AUGUACAGGCGGGCCAUCUACCCUCCUCCGGGCCACUUCAUCUUGGCAGAUGGUGGGUACCCGUGUCUCCAACACCCACUCCCCCUCAUCACUCCUUUCAAGCGGCCGGUACAAGGUGUGGGAGCCCAGCGCUUUAACAGCCAUCAUUCCAGGGCACGCUCCAUCAUAGAGCGUGCCUUUGGGAUGAUGAAGACGAGGUUCAGGGCCAUCUUCCUCCAAGCGCUGGAGGUGCACCACACCUUUGUGCCUCAGGUCAUAACGGCAUGUGCUGUCCUGCACAACAUCUGCCUGGGAGCCGGUGACAUCAUGGCCCCAGAGGAUGAAGAGCAGGACGACAUGCCAGAGGAUGAGGAGGGGAGAAGGUGUUGGAGGCAGUCAGUGGUGCUCACUGGUGGGACCAGCUGUCUGCCGAGGUGUCUGCCCUGGAGGAGGGUCUACCCGGCCACCAUUACAGCUGUUCUCAUUUCAGGGUUAUUAAAACAGUUUUAGUAAGAUCAUUAUUUUCUGCG